Molecule: messenger RNA, 2142 nt
Organism: Naegleria fowleri
Lineage: Eukaryota; Heterolobosea; Eutetramitea; Acrasida; Naegleriidae
Exons: 1
Coding region: 1-2142 (713 amino acids)
Biological process (GO): DNA replication, removal of RNA primer
Molecular function (GO): RNA-DNA hybrid ribonuclease activity; nucleic acid binding
Source: RefSeq, a predicted model, not a curated record
AUGAAUCACGGAUUAUUACUUUCAUCUUUAGCCAAAAAGAACAAAUCGUCAUUCCUAUUGGUAAAUUUAGACAUUGAAGGUGCUUACGAUUCCGUUGAAAACCAUAUUAUUGAAAAAGCUCUCACGCAUUGUGAGUUUCCAGAGGAGUUGAAAUCUUUCAUACUAAAUUCAUAUAAGAAUCAAACGUUACAAUUAGAAAUUAAUCAGCAUCUCUCAAGACCAUUCACAAAAACAAGAGGAAUACCACAAGGAUGCCCUCUAGCUCCUCUUAUAUAUGAUUGUAUUACUCAACUCAUAAUUGACAAAUGUAUACAACAAUGGAAAAUAUCAAUCAAACCAACCAAGCUUAAUAUUAACGAUAUUGGAUUACUCUGCUUCGCUGAUGACAUUAAUUUUAUUGCAAACAGAUAUUGCAAUUAUAACGAAAGACUUGAUAAUAUUUCAAAAUGGCUCGGCCAAUUAAGCCUAAACAUUAAUCCUUCAAAAUCCAUGUCAACCACUCUCCCAACUAAAAGCAUAAUGAAACCAAUGAUAGAUGGUACAAUUAUACCAAGAUUCAAAAACCUUCGAGUGCUUGAUCAUUAUCCUUGGGAUGACUCUACUCUAAAUGAAGAUAUUGAAAAAAGAAUCCUCCAAUUUCAACUCUCACUCAAAUAUAUUCCACUGAAAAGAAUGGAGAUAACAAAUAUUAAGAAAGUAAUCUUUGCCAAAUGUACUAGUUUAUUUACACACAUUUUACGAACAAAUUAUAUUCCUGAAACGCUUGUUGAUAGAAUCAACAUUGAAGUAAGAAAAGCAAUAAGAAAGAAAAUUUUCAUGCAUAAUGCUAGUCCAACAAACUAUUUUCACCUCCCAAUCACCUAUGGUGGAUUAGGUAUUCCAAGAUUCGACAUCUUUGCUGAUGAAAUUAGAAUCAAAACAGCCCUUUAUCUUAUUAACAAUGAGAACGAACUCCUUAGAGAAGUUUAUUCAGAAGGAAUUAAAUAUGAAAAUUCGAUUUUUAAGGAAAUGAAUAGAUCAAUGAAGAAAUACAAGAUCAAACCUCAACAAUUUAACAAUGAUGAAAAUCUUCCAAAACUCAAAGGAAAGAAUUUUACUAUUUACACUGACGGAUCAAAUCUAAACAAUUCAACAGGUUUCGGCUUCACCGCCAAAGUCAACAAUUCCCAAGAAACCCAAAAAUUCUCGUACAAAAUUAACAGUGAAUACUCACAUAACGUCGCUGAAUUGUCAGCUAUACUCACAUCACUAAAGAUACUUCCACCUAAAUCCAAGGCAAAAAUUCACACAGAUAGUGAAAUAUCCAUCCACAUCUUGAAAAACAAAGCCUAUAAUGGAAUGUUUAACUGCUUUAAACAUGAAUAUCAUAAGGUCAUUCAACAAUCCAAACUGAAUAUUCAACUAAUCAAAGUUAAAGGACACGUCAACGAAGGAAAUAUCAAAGCUGAUGAAUUAGCAAAGAAAGGAGCUCAAGAGCACAACUACUUUGACAUUAGGAAACUUUUUUCAAACCAAACCAUCCUUACUACAUCAAAUACCAUUAUUUUCGACAUCAAAAAAUCCAUACAAAAGAAACGUUACGAAGUAAUGUUUAGCCAAUUUGAUAGAAAUAAUUCCAGUCUACACCUUACCAAGAACUGGUCAUCUAUCAAUCUGAAAUUCAUCAAAUCUAAAAUUGACACAGAGACUAAAUGGUCAAUCUGGAGAAAUCUGACAAGUAAUCAUAUCAAACAACAUAAGGAAAGACAAUGCGCUCACUGCAAAUGCCCCGGAACCCUAAAACAUUUUAUAUACUAUUGCCCUAACACUCAAUGUUUUAGGGACUUUUUCUACACAAAAUUCCUAGAAAUUACAUCAAUAAGAUGCAUCCUCAACGAUUAUCAAGAAUCAAGAUACUGUGAUAGAAGAAAAGUUUUCAUCAUCCACCAUGACGGAGUAAUGAUUCGAGAUACUCAAAUACCCAACCUUAAAAAUUUACCAAAUAUUUACCAAAAUUGGCCUGAAAUCCAAAUAAUUCUCACCUUACUAGUUGGUAAAUGUCACACCAAAUACUAUGAAAACUCAAGAUUCAAAAAACCAUUUCAAAAACAAUCCCCAAUCCUCACGGAUUUACCAGCACCAAUGGUGUUAACAAUCGGCUAA